Wasmannia auropunctata (little fire ant) is the source of this 2246-nucleotide messenger RNA. Its product is annotated as ATP-binding cassette sub-family F member 1. Lineage: Eukaryota; Metazoa; Arthropoda; Insecta; Hymenoptera; Formicidae. The record is from RefSeq and is a predicted model, not a curated record. The transcript is spliced from 5 exons. The coding region runs from base 116 to 2056 and encodes 646 amino acids. Gene Ontology annotation, molecular function: ATP binding; ATP hydrolysis activity.
AAAGUGAGGUUAGGUUAGGUUAAGGCGUGCGAGUGAUCGUGCGAGUCCAGACUCCAGCUGGCGAGGCGUACAACGACGGGCCGCGGAGGAGACGAACGGACGACCGACGGCGACGAUGUCGGGCAAAAUCAAGAGCAGGAACGGCGACGCGAUCGAGAAUGGAGCGGCCGACGACGUCGCGGCGAAGAUCGCGGACGUGGAGCUCGACGUGGGGGAGACGCCGAGCAAGAAGCUGACGCACAAGGAGAAGAAGAAGCUGAAGAAGCAGCAGGAGUACGAGCGGACGAUGGAGAUGCUGACGAGGGCGGGCGGGCAGGGCCACAGCGAGCUCGAGUCCAACUUCACGAUCUCGCAGAGCCAGACGCAGCAGCGCAGCAAUCAGCAGCUGGACAACGCGGUCGACAUCAAGGUGGAGAACUUCAGCAUCGCGGCCAAGGGCAAGGAGCUCUUCACCAACGCCAGCCUGAUCAUCGCGCAGGGCAGGCGGUACGGACUUGUGGGACCGAACGGUCACGGCAAAACUACCUUGCUCCGCCAUAUAGCCAAAAGAGCCUUUAAUAUCCCACCUACGAUAGAUGUCCUGUAUUGUGAACAAGAGGUCAUAGCGGACGACACUCCGGCUGUAGAAGUGGUGCUCAAUGCUGAUGUGAAGUGCAUAGAGCUUCAGGCGGAAUGCAAGAAGUUGGAGGAGUUGACGGAGCAAGGGGACACCACUGUGCAGAACAGAUUGCAGGAGGUGUACGACGAGUUGAAGGCCAUUGGAGCGGACUCGGCGGAGCCGCGAGCCAGGCGGAUCCUCGCCGGUUUGGGAUUCAACCGUGCGAUGCAGAAUCGCGCGACGAAGAACUUCUCCGGCGGUUGGCGAAUGCGUGUUUCGCUCGCGCGGGCGCUCUUCUUGGAGCCCACGCUGUUGCUGCUGGACGAACCUACGAAUCAUUUGGAUUUGAACGCGGUCAUCUGGCUGGACAACUACUUGCAAGGCUGGAAGAAGACUCUGCUGGUCGUGUCGCACGACCAGAGCUUCCUGGACAACGUGUGCACGGACGUGAUACACUUGGAUCAGCAGAAGUUGUACUAUUACAAGGGAAAUUACAGCAUGUUCAAAAAGAUGUACGUGCAGAAGAGGAAGGAAAUGGUGAAGGCAUACGAGAAGCAGGAGAAGCGCCUGAAGGAUCUUAAAGCGGCCGGACAGAGUAAGAAGCAGGCCGAGAAGAAGCAGAAGGAGGCGCUCACGAGGAAGCAAGAGAAGAAUCGAACGAAAAUGCAGAAACAGGAGGAGGAUACUGGGCCCACGGAAUUGCUGCAAAGACCGCGGGAGUAUAUCGUGAAAUUCAGCUUUCCCGAUCCUCCACCGUUGCAACCUCCAAUUCUUGGUCUUCAAAAUGUAACAUUCGGGUACGAAGGACAGAAACCGUUGUUCAUCGACGCGGACUUCGGUAUAGACCUAAGUUCUCGAGUAGCAAUACUGGGUCCUAACGGCGUCGGUAAAUCUACCUUCCUGAAGUUACUAAUGAGCGACAUAACUCCUCUGAAGGGCGAAAUCACGAAGAAUCACCGACUGAGGAUAGGAAGGUUCGACCAGCACUCUGGCGAGCACUUAACUGCCGAGGAGACCCCGGCGGAAUAUCUGAUGCGACUAUUCGAUCUUCCAUACGAGAAGGCGCGCAAGCAGCUGGGCACUUUUGGCCUCAGCUCGCACGCGCACACCAUCAAGAUGAAGGACCUGUCGGGCGGCCAGAAGGCGCGCGUUGCGUUGGCCGAGCUCUGUCUGAACGCGCCGGACGUGCUGAUCCUGGACGAGCCGACCAACAACCUCGACAUCGAGUCCAUCGACGCGCUGGCGGACGCCAUCAACGAGUACAAGGGCGGCGUUAUCAUCGUCUCGCACGACGAACGGCUGAUUCGCGAUACGGAAUGCUGUCUCUACGUGAUCGAGAAUCAGCAGAUCAAUGCCAUCGACGGCGAUUUCGACGACUAUAGGAAAGAAUUGCUCGAGAGCCUGGGAGAGGUCAUCAACAAUCCCAGCAUAGCCGCGAACGCUGCCGUUCUACAAUAAUCGUCGUAUUACCAAUUAGCGUAAUUGACAUCUUGGUGGCCUGUAAUAAUGUGCAAAAAGCGAUCAUUGGAUUGCGAUCGAAGCCUUCGUACGGACGCCCGUUUGCCCUAACAGCUCCGGAUCCAGAUUUUGUAUUAUAAAUAUCUUGCAGACCGAAUGUAAAAAAAAAAUAAAUUGUUAAUAACACGGA